UCCUCAUUAGCUUAAGCAUCAUCAUUCUCCUUCACCUAACACAAGUCCCUCCUCUUAAAAUAUUCCCAUGGAAACUUGUUCUCCCACUUCUCUCUAAAACUCGCUUAUCCUCUUUUAUCUUCUCAACUCAUCCAGCUCCACUGAGUCGUUUUUAUCUUAACCUCAACCUUGUUUCCAUGGCUAACAACAACAACAACCCACAUGAUAACAUCUCCGAUCCAUCUGUUACCGACGAUUUCUUCGAGCAGAUCCUCGGGAUUUCCAACUUCUCUGCUUCUUCUGGUUCUGGUCUUUCUGGAAUUGGCGGGGGAUUAAGCGGCGUGGGUCCUCCUCCGAUGAUGCUUCAGCUCGGUUCAGGCGAUGAAGGGAAUCAUAAUCACAUGGGUGCCAUUGGAGGACCUGGGCCUGUAGGGUUUCAUAAUCACAUGUUUCCGUUGGGAUUAAGCCUCGAUCAAGGGAAAGGCCAUGGCUUUCUUAAACCUGAAGGUGUUCAUCCUAGUGGGAAACGUUUCCAAGACGAUGUUAUUGAUAAUCGAUGUUCCUCUAUGAAACCUGUUUACCAUGGGCAGCCAAUGACACAGCCAGCUCCACCAAUGCCGCAUCAACAAUCCACAAUUCGACCAAGAGUUAGAGCUAGGCGAGGUCAGGCCACCGAUCCACAUAGCAUCGCUGAGCGGCUGCGUAGGGAAAGAAUAGCAGAACGGAUCAGAGCAUUGCAGGAACUUGUACCUACUGUUAACAAGACAGAUAGAGCUGCUAUGAUCGAUGAGAUUGUCGAUUAUGUAAAGUUUCUCAGGCUCCAAGUUAAGGUCUUGAGCAUGAGCCGUCUUGGUGGAGCCGGUGCUGUCGCACCACUAGUCACUGAAAUGCCAUUGUCAUCAUCAAUUGAGGAUGAGACGCAGGCCGUGUGGGAGAAAUGGUCAAACGAUGGGACAGAGCGGCAAGUGGCUAAGCUGAUGGAAGAAAACGUUGGAGCAGCGAUGCAGCUUUUGCAAUCAAAGGCUCUUUGCAUAAUGCCAAUCUCAUUGGCAAUGGCGAUUUACCAUUCUCAGCCACCAGACACUUCUUCAGUUGUCAAACCAGAGAUGAAUCCUCCACCGUAGAUUUUGUUUAUGGACAGCAUCCAACGUUGCUCAGCUGAAGAUUGACAAUUUGCUCGUUUUCCCACUACUAGACGUUUGUGACUGAUGAAAGGUAAGUAAAAAGACAUUGGAGGUGGAAUCUAAGUAGGAUUUGUGCAGUAAGAAGUAAAGAUGGGAUUUGUCGAAAGAAGAAAAAGGCUCUCUCACUUGCUUGCUUGGCUAAUAUUUUAUCAUUUUGAUGAAAGUAACUCUUUUUGUUUAAAGACUUUAGUGUGUGUGUCUGAGGAGGAAAGGCUUUGAGAGUAGUACUAGUAACUAGCUGUAGUAGUAGUAGUGAAAUGUGUGGGAUCGCGAUCGCGUUGUAUUAUGUAAAAAAAGGAAUAUACAAAAUGUUAGUAGUAUAAUAGUAUUGUGCUUUUUGAUCUU
Capsella rubella is the source of this 1508-nucleotide messenger RNA. RefSeq names its product transcription factor bHLH7. The record is from RefSeq and is a predicted model, not a curated record. Gene Ontology annotation, molecular function: DNA-binding transcription factor activity, RNA polymerase II-specific; RNA polymerase II cis-regulatory region sequence-specific DNA binding; protein dimerization activity. Lineage: Eukaryota; Viridiplantae; Streptophyta; Magnoliopsida; Brassicales; Brassicaceae. Gene Ontology annotation, biological process: regulation of transcription by RNA polymerase II. Bases 177 to 1103 code for a protein of 308 amino acids. Gene Ontology annotation, cellular component: nucleus. The transcript has 6 exons.